This is a messenger RNA of Brassica rapa (field mustard), 417 nucleotides long. RefSeq names its product transcription factor RAX3. The record is from RefSeq and is a predicted model, not a curated record. NCBI's taxonomy places the organism in Eukaryota, Viridiplantae, Streptophyta, Magnoliopsida, Brassicales, Brassicaceae.
AUGGGAAGGGCACCGUGUUGUGACAAAGCCAACGUGAAGAAAGGGCCUUGGUCUCCUGAGGAAGAUGCCAAACUCAAAGAUUACAUCGAGAAUAGUGGUACAGGAGGCAACUGGAUCGCUUUGCCUCAAAAGAUUGGUCUAAGGAGAUGUGGGAAGAGUUGCAGACUAAGGUGGCUCAACUAUUUGAGACCAAACAUCAAACAUGGUGGCUUCUCUGAGGAAGAAGACAACAUCAUUUGUAACCUCUAUGUGGUCUAUAAUUGCUGCACAACUGUCGGGAAGAACGGACAACGAUAUCAAGAACUAUUGGAACACGAGGCUAAAGAAGAAGCUUCUAAACAAACAAAGGAAAGAGUUUCAAGAAGCUCGGAUGAAGCAAGAGAUGGUGAUGAUGAAGAGACAACAAGAAGGACAUGA